Molecule: messenger RNA, 411 nt
Organism: Glarea lozoyensis ATCC 20868
Lineage: Eukaryota; Fungi; Ascomycota; Leotiomycetes; Helotiales; Helotiaceae
Exons: 1
Coding region: 1-411 (136 amino acids)
Source: RefSeq, a predicted model, not a curated record
AUGCCAACUUCGAUACAGGCGAUUCAUGAUUUGUGUGCACGCGAAAGUCGUAAUGAGCGUUGCAGCGAUGAACAGAAUCGCAGCCCAGAACUCCAGGUUCUGUCCGUCUUUCACUUCCUGUUCGUAGCGUUGAUUAAUGGCUCUACAGGUGUGCCAUUCGGUCGAGUUGUUAUUGUGGAAGAGGAUUAUGCGUUUGCGGUACGGGUCGAAGAGUGUGCAGGUGUCUGGGGUGUCUUCGAAUUUGGUGGCUUCGCAGAAGGAAAAUUGGGGUGCAAGGGAGCCUGGUGGUGGCAUUUCAGUUGGACUUUUGGAUUGUCUGGGUGGAUUCUUGUGGAUUUUGAGAGGGAGAGUCUUUAUGUUGAAGUGUUCGUGACGGAUAAAUAUGAACAGCCGAAUGAAUGUGUGCUUUAG